UGGUCCUACGGCAUGCCCUUCGUCCGCGACUAUGUUCCUCCUGAGUGCGACUUCAACCGGGUUACGAUCAACUUUACCGUCACGUCCGCCGGUCGGCAAUACGACCGCCUUGCGCUGAUGUUUUUCAACGACACCGAGAUAUUCAGAACUUCGACGGCUGAGCCGACUCAGAAUGGGAUCAUCUGGACGUACAUCAAGGACAUGAGUAACUACUUGACGUUAUUCAAAUCGCCGCAAAAGAUCAUCUUCGACCUGGGCAACCUCGUGGACGAUACAUACACGGGCGCGUGGAAUACCACCCUGACAGCAAGCUUCUUCACGGCAGAAGACGGGUUCGAUGCAGCGGACGUGAUCAUUCCGGUCUCCGCGCGCCAGUCCGCAUCCGACAAGCCGAGCGGCUUCGUCGUCCCCGACACGAAGGCCAUAAAUCCCCUCACCCUCCCCCAGAAUGUCAAGAAGGCAGUCUUCUCUAUAUCCGCCUGUGGCCAGGCUGCCGAAGAGUUUUGGUGGGCCAACGUUCUCUCCUCCGACACAACAGUCUUUGGAAACGAGACGACCCUGUACGGCUACUCUCCGUUUCGGGAGCUUCAGUUAUACAUCGAUGGGAUGCUGGCGGGCGUGGCAUGGCCCUUUCCCGUUAUCUUCACCGGAGGUGUUGUGCCCGGUUUCUGGCGACCUGUGGUCGGUAUCGACGCGUUCGAUCUGCAAGAGGAUGAAGUCGAUAUUUCGGCAUUCCUCCCCAUUCUGUGCGACGGGAAAGAGCAUAGCUUCGAGAUUCGGGUCGCUGGGAUCGAUGACGACGGACGCGGCAACGGGAACUUGACGGACACCGUUGGCUCGAAUUGGGUGGUUACUGGGAAGGUGUUUGUUUGGCUCGACUCGAGUGAUAGCGUCACGACAGGCACCGUUCCGACUAUCUCCGCCCAGGAGCCUUCCUUGGACCUGUCUUCGUCAGUGCAGAAGGGCGGCAACGGGUCGGUCACUUCUCUGGAUUACUCCGUGAAAGCCGCUAGGAAGCUAGCAAUCAGUUCGACGAUCGAGACAUCGGCCGGCUCGAAGACUGUUACGUGGCAGCAGGAUCUCACCUUUUGGAUCGACGGCCACCUCACAAAUGGUGGCAACGACCAAAGCACAUCGCAAGAGACCACGGGCAAGGACGUCUCCUUUGAUGGCUACUCCAAAUCGUACGAUUAUCCGCUAUGGGUUAUCUCAUCCUACAAGGUCCUGUCGGGAGGGAACUUCACGAUUGACGCAAAGAUGGGCCGCGGAAAGUAUGUUCAGAGGUUGGGUGAUCUUGCCUUCCCUUCGGCGGCGGAGACAUACGAUUAUGCCCGUUUCCCCGGAUACGCGACUUCCUUCAUGGGCACCCAGACGAAUAAUUUCCAGAACGGUACCGCGAGCUAUCUCAGUGCUCCUGCACUGAAGAGGUCGUUCGGAUCAGGCAAAACUGAGCAGUUGUAUUCUCUGUCCGGUAUCGUCGAUCCGGCUGAGAGCAAUGUAGACUUGUAUCGCCGUCAUAUCGUAGCCCAGAACGACUCCAUUAUUUACGACCAGGAGAGCUUCGCGGGCGGUAGUCAAAUUACUCAAAAGAGCUACGCCACUCCACGCGGGGAAACGCGGACUUACGCGAAGCACGGCAUCAAAGAAUUGCUUGGGCGGGGUCCAUUGUAACGGGAACAAGAAAGUGGUAGUU
Trematosphaeria pertusa is the source of this 1693-nucleotide messenger RNA. RefSeq lists its product as uncharacterized. The coding region runs from base 13 to 1671 and encodes 552 amino acids. NCBI's taxonomy places the organism in Eukaryota, Fungi, Ascomycota, Dothideomycetes, Pleosporales, Trematosphaeriaceae. The record is from RefSeq and is a predicted model, not a curated record. The transcript has a single exon.